Loxodonta africana (African savanna elephant) is the source of this 938-nucleotide messenger RNA. RefSeq names its product hemoglobin subunit zeta (gene HBZ). Gene Ontology annotation, cellular component: blood microparticle; haptoglobin-hemoglobin complex; hemoglobin complex. The record is from RefSeq and is a predicted model, not a curated record. Gene Ontology annotation, biological process: oxygen transport; hydrogen peroxide catabolic process. The transcript is spliced from 3 exons. NCBI's taxonomy places the organism in Eukaryota, Metazoa, Chordata, Mammalia, Proboscidea, Elephantidae. Gene Ontology annotation, molecular function: peroxidase activity; organic acid binding; iron ion binding. Bases 378 to 806 code for a protein of 142 amino acids.
CCAGCCAAGGGGGUGAAUGUUGGGCCCUGCUCCAAGCAUUCCCCCCAUUUUGCAAUUCCAGAAUGGAUAAGGAGUCAGGCUGCAGAUGCAAGGGUGACCUUCUGGGUGUCUAGGCCCCUAUCUCACUCCACUUGUGGUCAAGCUGUGGCCAACGCCCCCUGGAAGGGGAGUGAGGGUGGCAGGAACGAUAGCCCCUAACUUCACCAAUCCCACCAGGCCUGACUGCCCAUUAUCACAAGAUCUGAUAAGAGACCUCAACUCCAAAGCCCCCUCCCCUCUCCCAGGGUCUUGGCUAGGCCCUCAGCUCCAUAAAACAGGCCCUGGAGGCUAAGCACCACCGAGGCCAGUCCUGAGCUCCACCAGCUCCUGCCACUGCCAUGUCUCUGACCAAGGCCGAGAGGACCAUCAUCGUGUCCAUGUGGAACAAGGUGUCCACACAGGCUGACAGUAUUGGCACCGAAGCCCUGGAGAGGCUCUUCGCCAGCUACCCCCAGACCAAGACUUACUUCCCGCACUUCGACCUGCACCCUGGCUCGGCGCAGCUGCGCGCGCACGGCUCCAAGGUGGUGGCCGCUGUGGGUGACGCGGUCAAGAGCAUCGACAAUAUCUCGGGCGCGCUGUCCAAGCUGAGCGAGCUGCACGCCUACAUCCUGCGCGUGGACCCGGUCAACUUCAAGCUCCUGUCACACUGUCUGCUGGUGACCUUGGGCACGCGCUUCCCCGCUGACUUCACGGCCGAGGCCCACGCCGCCUGGGACAAAUUCCUGUCCGUUGUGUCUUCCGUCCUGACCGAGAAGUACCGCUGAGCGCUGUCCCCAGUCCCCCGAAGACAGGCUGAGGCCCUUCCCGGCCCCAGGCCUCAGGCCCCUCAUGUCCCGCAGGAAGCGCCAAUAAACAAAUCAACUUCCACCUGGUCUAUGUGGUCACUAGGCCGCUGU